ACCACCCACUCACCCAGUCCUGAUAAUCUCCCUCGCUACCGUCGGAGAAAAACCCUAAUUUCAUCUGGUAAUCCUUAGAAACCGUGUGGGCAACCUACAUUUUUUGAAGUUCAUAAGCGUCGUGAAAUACCCUUUUGAGCGAGAGCUAACAUGUGAGUUCUUGUUCUACAAAACUCGAGCUACAUUUCUCGAAGAAUCGGCGUAAAGCCCGUAGUUCUUCGCGUUGAUUUCAGUCUCAGGGUCUCUUUUCAUGGCAGCGUUUUCAUAUUUGAAAAGGGAUCUUGGGUACUCUCCGUACUUGAGAAACGCCGGAAAUUUCGUUGACGAUUUGGGUAUUGCGUUUCGGUUUUCGGGUUUGGCUUUUUCAUCUGUCGGAGAUGUGGAAACUCGUAAUGGGCAGAAGCAGGAUGGAUUGAAACUCGAUCCAGUGAGUGGGUUGCUGCAAAGGUAUGGAUUCACUUCAAAACAAAUGGCCAAAGUCUCAAAGUCUGUUCCAUUGGUAUAUUCAUUCAGUGUUGAGACACUUACUCCCAAGCUUCGAUUUCUACGGUCCAUACUGGGUUCGGAGAAUGAUGUCUGUAGAGUUGUGACUGCAAAUCCUAGAGUUCUUACUUCCAGUUUGAAGAACCAACUGGAGCCGAACUACGAGUUCAUCAAAUCCAUUAUUGAGCAGGAUGAUUUGAUUGCUAAAAGCAUUAAACGUUCAUCACGUAUCUUACACUUGGAACUCGAGGGAAAUUUGGCUGCUAAAGUUUCUUUCCUCCGAGGAAAUGGGGUCACCAAUUCUUCCAUUGCCAAAUUGAUGGUGGAUUCUCCAGGUAUACUUGCCCUGCCCUCUUCUAGACUUGAGGAGUUGUUGGAGAAAGCAAAGAGUUUCGGGUUUGAAUCCUCCCGACCCAUGAUUGUUCCUGCUGUAAGGGCGAUUAGUCAGAUUACUGAAUCAAAUUGGGAUCAGAAACUGGAGGUUUAUAAAAGAUGGGGUUGGUCGAAUGAUGAUUUUCUGACGGCUUUCAAGAGACAGCCUAACAUCAUGACUUUAUCAGAGGAGAAGAUAAGCAAGGGGAUGGAUGUGUUAUUGAAUAGAGUUGGUUUGAGCUCUUUGGAUAUUGUCAAAUACCCGAAUAUCUUGUUCUUCAAUCUGGAGGAGAGGAUCAUCCCUAGGUGUUCGGUUGUUGAUCUUUUGCAUUCGAAGGGUGUUCUAGGUGAAAGCCGUCCUAGCAUCUCUACUUACAUUGGGGCACUUAGAGUGAAAGAAGAAGCCUUCGUGAAAAGGUUUGUCGAUAGAUAUCCAGAGCAUGUUCUUGAACUUUGGCAAAAGUUUCGACUGAAAGCUCUGGUUUGAUUAGCAGAGAAGAGAUACGGGUACAAGAAUGGGCAAAUGCACAAAGAAUUUGGUGGGUAUUUAAAGCGACAAAACUGCCCGUCUUUCUGUCGAAGACUCCUUUCAGAUCUUCUGGGCAUUAUUCUUGCUUGAGACUAACCAUGUUUGUGUUGUUGCUCACACAGAUAGGUAGUAAGUAGUAGUAGUAAGCAACUAAGUCUGGCUAUUUAACUUGGUUUUGUCUUUUUGUAGUUUAGAAUCUGUCUAUGUUUGAUGUUCUUUUUUGUACAACCUGCGAUCUGUAACAGGAAAAUGCUGAUAAACAGAGAUGAUUCCCUUUGUAAA
Messenger RNA from Tarenaya hassleriana, 1666 nucleotides. RefSeq names its product transcription termination factor MTERF5, chloroplastic-like. The record is from RefSeq and is a predicted model, not a curated record. The transcript is spliced from 2 exons. NCBI's taxonomy places the organism in Eukaryota, Viridiplantae, Streptophyta, Magnoliopsida, Brassicales, Cleomaceae. Gene Ontology annotation, molecular function: double-stranded DNA binding. Gene Ontology annotation, cellular component: chloroplast. Gene Ontology annotation, biological process: regulation of DNA-templated transcription; chloroplast organization. Bases 251 to 1342 code for a protein of 363 amino acids.